CCUGAUCAUAACCUGACUUCCAUCAUGGUUAUGCUGAGUUACAUUGCUAUAUUUUUCGAGCUCGACUUGGAUUUUUUGUGUGCAGUGCGCACGCCUCCAAAUUUUUCUUUUAUCAAUCCAGCAGAACAAUUCAUGGCAGCAGCUAACAUAGCAUUGAUUGGAGUUUCGUUGUCUAGAAAUCAUCUGGGUGAAAAUGAAAAACUUGUGAAAAAUUUAAUGUCUAAAAAACAAUGGCGGGAGGCUCACGAGAAAAACCCUAACAACGAUUAUCCUCGCUUGGCCCUAGAAGGAACAGAAGAUGCCCGAAGGCUACUUAAAUCAAGAUUUGAGUCACUGCGCUACAAAGGAGAAAAGGUGAUCGUAUCUUAUGCUGCAAACGAAGCAGAGAUAAAUACGAUAAAAGCAAAUAUUACAGACCAAUGGCCUGAGAUUAAUUUGAGCAAAAUUUCGAAAGCUGAAGCAAUGAACGUACCAUCAUUUAAAGAAUUCUUUGACAAACAUGUUAAAGCGACAUCCUAUACCUUCCAAGUGAAGAAAUGUAAUGAUAUAAAUUGCAAAUUUCACAAGGCAAAGAGGAUGGAUCAAACCAUCAACAUCCCUUGGCUACCGAAGCCUCAACUCAAAGGAGAAAAAUAUGAGGAAUUCGAUGAAGUAUACGGUACUGAACCGAAUGACGAUUGUCAACCAAGUAAAAUUAAGGCAAUGCAUUCACAAGAAGAGAGGUUGCCUCAUCCUUCAUUUGCAUUAGCUUCCACCAGAGCGCGCAUCAUAAUUACAUGCACUGAAUGCAAAUUUCCGCGUCCAUUGUAUUCUCAAUACAGUAUGAACAAGCAGCAACUAAUGGAAACAGAACGCUUUUUUGAUAAAAACGUAUAUAUUUGCGGUGUUCCACUUGAAGGUUUACCAGACGUUUUUCAAAAUCCUAAAAUCAAAUGCUUUGAUCCAAUUCAUCUUCAUUAUUUCCAAUGUUCGUCUCUGAAAGGAUUUAAAAACUUAUGCGCGAAGUGUCUCGUAAGUAACUCGUCCGUGACACACAACAAACUCAAUAUUUGUGGCUCAUGUUACGCAUCAGUGUUGAAAAACAUAAAUUUGAAGCAGCGCAACGUUAAAGCAAAAACUAAGUAAAGUAUUCUAAGUUAAAAUGUAAAUAUAUACGAUCAAGCUGCGCAAAAAAAGACUGUUCCAUUUUCCUCGGUUUAAAUUUUAUUUUUUAUUUU
Armigeres subalbatus is the source of this 1217-nucleotide messenger RNA. RefSeq lists its product as uncharacterized. The record is from RefSeq and is a predicted model, not a curated record. Bases 25 to 1125 code for a protein of 366 amino acids. The transcript is spliced from 2 exons. NCBI's taxonomy places the organism in Eukaryota, Metazoa, Arthropoda, Insecta, Diptera, Culicidae.